CUCCAAUCUCUGUAAUCUGGAAUAAUAGGAGAGAUCAGUGAAGAGAGCAUACAACACAAAAUUGAGAAGAAGAAAAAAAGUGAAAAACCCUCGCUCGCUCCCCACGUUUAAUUCCAUCAAUGCCGGAUAUCAUGCUCGACCAAGCACAUAAACCGGAAGAAGCAGCCGUUCCGAACAACUUACAGCAACACCACAAACAAGACGAAGAACAACAGCAAUCAGUAAUAGGAAAUGCAGAAUAUGAAGAUGAAGAGUUACAUAAGCUUCUAGUCCCUGACAUAGCCCAACUUCCUCUUACUCCCCCAUCUUCUGUUGAAUCCAACUUUGCCUCUUACUUUGCUCCAGAUUUUAUGAAACCAGGGAACGACCAGUAUGUUUAUCGACAUCCUAAUGGAUUGUGUGUUGUUGGCUUGGCUUCGACCCACUCGGCAUUUAAGGAUAAAGGUGGGGUCUCUGCCGUUGAUUUCAAUAUUGGCAAAUCCAAUCGCAGUGGUAUGAAGGUCACCGGAAAGAGAAAGAAGAAAGCUCAACACUUCGAGUCCAAUACAACUUUGUGCAUAGUUUGUACAAAUGAUGGUUCAUAUAUUAUAAGGUGUUGUGUUAAAGGUCUUUUGGAGGUGAAUGAAAGAUUGAUCAAACAGCCAGGCCUGCUUAAUUCAUCGGCAGAUAGAGAAGGAUACAUAGCAAUUAUAAUGCCAAAGCCAGCAGACUGGCAUAAGGUCAAGGCUUCCUUGUUGAGCCUUGGAGAAUUCAAGAAAUUGAGAGAAGCCGGCUCUAUACUUCCAUCACAUAAUUCAAGCUGAAGGAAUCCCUUUUUUUUUUUAUAGAUUUUUGCUGGGUUAAGUUAAUCACUGUGACAAACUCUAUACUUCUCCGGCUCUAGAUUCCGGCUGGCUGAAUUAUGUAGCACUGCUCCAUUUUUCUUUGUAUUUCCUUAAGCUAAAUAGUUCAAGAACAAAACUUUGUUUUGUUGUCCUGUCCCAUGAAAUGAUAGAAGCAGAAAAGUAAGCCAUUCUUCAA
Messenger RNA from Hibiscus syriacus, 1020 nucleotides. Its product is annotated as protein Abitram-like. The record is from RefSeq and is a predicted model, not a curated record. Gene Ontology annotation, cellular component: nucleus. Lineage: Eukaryota; Viridiplantae; Streptophyta; Magnoliopsida; Malvales; Malvaceae.